AAAAGUCGCCAUUUCUAUCUCUCUCUCCUCUCUAUUCUCUCUCUCUAUCUUUCUUGCUUCAUCUUCAUUGAUCGUCAUCUAAAAUGGCGAGAACUAGAAACCCCAUGUUGUUUUGUCUCGGAUUUCUUAAGGUUUUUGUUGAAUUUUGAUUAAAAGUACACAGCCUUCUUUCUUCUUCUUCUACUCUCUCUGCAAAAUAUCUAAAAGCUUCUUCCUUUUUUUAAUAUCGUCUUCUCUCCUUGAAAUGCGUAUUCAUAGCUUGUGGGUGAUAGUCAUCUUCUUCACAGAGCUACUAUGCUUCUGUGCCUCGGAAGCUCAGACCCUCACGUGCCACCCACGUGACCUCGAGGCCUUGCGUGACUUCAUAGCCAAUCUCGAACCAAAACCAGAUGGUUGGUUCAACAACGGAGCUGCAGAUUGCUGCAACUGGACCGGAAUCGCCUGCAAUUCUUCCUCUACCGAUCCAGACAACAAAACCAGAAGGGUCACUAAACUGGAGCUCGGGAACAAAAAGCUGUCGGGGAAGUUGUCUGAUUCCAUCGCGAAGCUUGAUCGGAUUAUGGUUCUUAAUCUCUCUCGGAAUUUCAUCAAAGAAUCGAUCCCUCUUUCGAUCUUCGACUUGGUAAACUUACAAACCCUUGAUUUGAGCUCUAACGAUCUCUCCGGAGAAAUCCCAAAGAGCAUAAAUCUCCCAUCGCUGCAAAGUCUUGAUCUUUCCUCCAAUAAACUCAACGGCUCGCUUCCUUCUCAUCUCUGCCACAACUCUACUCGAAUCAAGGUUGUGAAACUGGCGGUGAACUAUUUCGCCGGAGAAUUCCCUUCUGGGUUUGGGAAAUGCGUCUUGCUCGAGCAUCUCUGUCUCGGCAUGAACAAUCUCACCGGUAAUAUCCCUGAAGACUUGUUUCAUCUCAAAAGUUUAAAUCUUUUAGGGAUUCAAGAGAAUGGUCUCUCUGGAUCGUUGAGCCCUUCGAUUAGUAAUCUCUCCAGCCUCGUUCGUCUCGAUGUUUCACGGAAUAGAUUUUCCGGCGAAAUCCCCGAUGUGUUCGACGAAAUGCCUCAGUUAAAGUAUGUAUUAGCUCAGUCCAACAGAUUCAACGGAGGAAUCCCAAAAUCGUUGACGAAUUCAGGGACGUUGAAUCUGCUUAACCUGAGGAACAAUUCGUUAACCGGUCCGUUGCGGUUGAAUUGCACGGCGAUGAUUGCCUUAAACUCUCUUGAUUUGGGUACCAAUAGAUUCAAUGGUCCAUUGCCUGAGAAUCUUCCGGUUUGCAAGCGUUUACAGAACGUUAACCUCGCUCGAAACUCCUUCCAUGGACAAGUGCCAGAGAGCUUCAAGAACUUCCAGAGCCUCUCUUACUUCUCGUUGUCGAACUCUAGUAUCGUUAACAUCUCCUCUGCGCUUAGGAUCCUUCAGAGCUGCAAGAACUUGACGACUCUGGUUCUCACGUUGAAUUUCCAUGGAGAGGUUUUACCAGAUGACUCGAGUCUUCUUCGUUUCGAGAAGCUUAAGGUUCUCGUCGUUGCGAAUUGCAGGCUUACUGGCUCAAUGCCGAGAUGGUUAAGCUCGAGCAGUGAUCUUCAAUUGCUUGAUCUUUCUUGGAACCGAUUAACCGGAGCUAUCCCAAGCUGGAUCGGUGAUUUCAAGGAUCUUUUCUACUUGGAUGUAUCGAACAACUCGUUUACAGGUGAAAUCCCGAAGAGCCUAACUCAGUUAAAGAGUCUCACUAGCAGAAACAUCUCAUUCGAUGAACCAUCUCCGGAUUUUCCUUUCUUCAUGAAGAGGAACGAGAGUGCGAGAGCUUUGCAAUAUAAUCAGAUUUUCGGGUUUCCGCCAACGAUUGAGCUCGGACAUAACAAUCUCUCUGGACCUAUCUGGGAGGAGUUUGGUAAACUCAAGAAGCUUCAUGUGUUUGAUCUGAAAUGGAACCAACUAUCCGGACAAAUCCCUAGCUCGCUUUCGGGUAUGAUAAGCUUGGAAGUUCUUGAUUUGUCUAAUAACCAUCUCUCUGGUUCGAUCCCUGUUUCUCUUCAACAGCUCUCGUUUCUGUCGAAAUUCAGCGUUGCUAGUAACAAUCUCUCGGGAGUAAUCCCUUCCGGUGGUCAGUUUCAGACAUUUCCAAACUCGAGCUUCGAGUUUAACGAUCUCUGCGGGGAACACAGACUCCCCUGUUCUGCAGAUGCAAUGGAUCGUAGCUCUGAUGGAAAACCAAACAAACCGUCAAGAAGAAGCAAAGGAGCUGAGAUUGGGAUGGCGAUUGGGAUCGCGUUUGGCUCUGUUUUCCUUCUCACGCUUCUCGCCUUGAUCGUGUUGCGUGCUCGUAGACGGUCAGGAGAAGUUGAUCCUGAGAUAGAAGAAGAGAGCAUGAAUCGCAAAGAAGUAGAGGAGAUUGGUUCAAAGCUCGUGGUUCUGUUUCAGAACAAUGAUAAAGAUCUCUCCUUUGAUGACCUUUUGGACUCUACGAACAACUUCGACCAAGCUAACAUCAUUGGCUGUGGUGGGUUCGGUCUGGUUUACAAAGCAACGUUACCGGACGGGAGAAAAGUCGCGAUCAAGCGGUUAUCUGGAGAUUGCGGUCAAAUCGAAAGAGAGUUCAAAGCAGAGGUUGAAACACUCUCAAGAGCACAGCAUCCGAAUCUUGUUCUUCUUCAAGGUUUCUGCUUUUACAAAACAGACCGGCUUUUGAUCUACUCGUACAUGGAGAAUGGAAGCUUAGACUAUUGGCUACACGAGCGUAACGAUGGUCCAGCUUUACUAGAUUGGAGAACUCGGCUUAGAAUCGCGCAAGGCGCGGCGAGAGGGUUGUUUUACUUGCAUCAAGCUUGUGAUCCUCAUAUACUACACCGAGAUAUUAAGUCGAGCAACAUUCUUCUUGAUGAGAAUUUCGAUUCUCAUUUAGCAGAUUUUGGACUAGCGAGGCUGAUGAGUCCUUACGAGACGCAUGUGAGUACAGAUUUGGUUGGGACUUUGGGUUAUAUUCCUCCGGAAUAUGGACAAGCCUCGGUUGCUACUUACAAAGGAGAUGUUUAUAGUUUCGGUGUCGUGCUUCUCGAGCUUUUGACGGAUAAAAGACCUGUGGAUAUGUGUAAACCGAAAGGAGGUAGGGAUUUGAUCUCGUGGGUCGUUAGGAUGAAGAAUGAGAAUCGAGCAAGCGAGGUUUUCGAUCCUUUGAUUCACGGUAAAGAGAAUGAGAAAGAGAUGUUACGGGUUCUUGAAGUUGCUUGUUUAUGUUUAAGCGAGAACCCGAAACAGAGACCAACGACUCAAGAGUUAGUGUCUUGGCUUGAUGAUGUCUAGAAGAAGGAGAAACAUUUCUCUCUGCAGAUUUUUUUAAAUCUUGAGAGGCAAAAGUGAUACAUUUUGUAGGGAGUGGUUUUCAUACUUUUGGGAUACAAUGUAAAUAGUUUCCAGAGAAUAAUUUGUUUCUUCGUUUAUUUCAUUUGAAUCUCCCAAUUUGUGAUUCAGGUUCAGAUAUUGAAGAUAAGAGAUAAAACAUACAUUGUCUGAGAAAACUGAAAACUCUUUUUGUAAUUUUUCAGAAAUUAUAAGUUGUUGUGUUUCGAGCAUUUUAUAUAAAACAA
This is a messenger RNA of Eutrema salsugineum, 3579 nucleotides long. RefSeq names its product phytosulfokine receptor 1. The coding region runs from base 245 to 3295 and encodes 1016 amino acids. Gene Ontology annotation, cellular component: plasma membrane. Gene Ontology annotation, molecular function: ATP binding; protein kinase activity; protein binding. Gene Ontology annotation, biological process: protein phosphorylation; hormone-mediated signaling pathway. The transcript has a single exon. NCBI's taxonomy places the organism in Eukaryota, Viridiplantae, Streptophyta, Magnoliopsida, Brassicales, Brassicaceae. The record is from RefSeq and is a predicted model, not a curated record.